Molecule: messenger RNA, 1104 nt
Organism: Besnoitia besnoiti
Lineage: Eukaryota; Apicomplexa; Conoidasida; Eucoccidiorida; Sarcocystidae
Exons: 1
Coding region: 1-1104 (367 amino acids)
Source: RefSeq, a predicted model, not a curated record
AUGACGAGCAGUGAAACGCUGGAGGAGGAGGGCGCAGAUAGCCCCGCUCGAGUGCCUGCCGAUUCUUUGAAGCCUCCACCGCCAGCAAAGCGCCGCCGCGUAAGCGAGUCUGCAGGCCCCGAAGCCGACAAUCAAAAGCCUCAGCGGCACAGCACAAGCGAUGAAUCCUCGGCGAACGCCGCAGGUGGUAGAGAUGAAGACGACCCAGUUGUGUCAGAACAGCUCGUGCUUCUCGACUUCCCUGAACUCGCGCACACGCGGUUCUUCGCUUCCGCGUAUGACAGUCAGGACAUCAUUGCGCCACUCCCUUUCCCCCGCAUUCCCCUUUCGCGCCCUGCGCCCGUCGCCGCAUCUGGACAGGGCUUUCCCAGCAGCGAAAGCGACCCAGCGAGUGGCGCCGUCUCACUCCCGGCUUCGUCCGCUGCGGACGACGCACAGGCCGUCUCGCCGCUGAGAAGCGCUCGACCAGAAGAAGCCGUGGAGCGCGCAGAAGUUCCGUGUGCCGCCGUGGCAGCUGCAGCCACGGUGCGCUCACUCCACAGGCGGGGGCGCUCGAGGCCAGAUCCCCAAGCCCGCGAUGCCUCGUCGGCUGCGAAGAAUGGCGUGAGCCAGUUGGGUCGCACGCCGUCGGCCCCCUGCCCUGGCUCGGCAACUCACGCUGCUUCGUCUAGCACUGGCUGCCCUCCAACUGCAUGCACAGUACGCCUUUUCGGCCUGACGAGGGAGCAGCCUCUCGCUUUAGUCGGCGACUGUUUUUCUUUCGUGGGCCGCCAUGUGCAGGACCCUCUGGAGACGGUUGUUCUUCUAGAAAAACCAACUGAGAGCAAGCCGCCGGGCGGCACGCCACAGACGCCAGUUGCGCAGCGGCAGCCUGCCUUGGUUAUGCAUGCCGGAGGCGGAGGAGGCGAUGGAGGCGCAAGAGGCAUCGCAGUAGAUCGCGCAGCGACAAGCGCAGAAGUGCACGGGAGGAAGAGCGGAAGACCGCAAAGCUGUGAAACCGAUGUUGUGGCGGGACUUGUUGGACGAAGCGUGGAGUUUGUAGUGGACAUACAGGCUUCUGCAGGUACUGCUGCUGCACUGAGUAGCUCACGCAAGGGAAUGUAG